AUGGGCAAGGAAAAGAUCCACAUCAACAUUGUCGUCAUUGGUCAUGUCGACUCCGGCAAGUCCACCACCACUGGUCACUUGAUCUACAAGUGCGGUGGUAUCGAUGAGCGAACUAUUGCCAAGUUCGAGAAGGAAGCCCAGGAGAUGGGUAAGGGUUCCUUCAAGUACGCCUGGGUGUUGGACAAACUGAAGGCUGAGAGAGAACGUGGUAUCACCAUCGAUAUCGCUCUCUGGAAGUUCCAGACUCAGAAGUUCUACGUGACCAUCAUUGACGCCCCAGGUCACAGGGAUUUCAUCAAAAACAUGAUCACUGGCACCUCACAGGCUGAUUGUGCUGUGUUGGUUGUUGCUGCCGGUACUGGUGAGUUUGAGGCUGGUAUCUCUAAGGAAGGCCAGACUCGUGAGCACGCCCUUCUAGCUUACACCCUGGGAGUCAAGCAGAUGAUCAUUGCCGUCAACAAGAUGGACAGCACAUCACCACCAUACAGCGAGAGCCGAUACACUGAAAUUAUGAAAGAAGUCUCCACCUACAUCAAGAAGAUUGGCUACAACCCCGCUUCUGUCCCAUUCGUGCCCAUCUCUGGUUGGGUUGGAGACAACAUGCUGGAGGAAUCUAGCAACAUGCCCUGGUUCAAGUGCUGGGCUAUUGAGAGGAAAGAAGGUAACGCCUCUGGCAAGACUUUGAUUGAAGCUCUAGAUGCUAUCCUGCCCCCUAGCCGCCCAACAGACAAGCCCCUGCGUCUGCCCCUGCAGGAUGUCUACAAGAUCGGUGGUAUCGGAACUGUGCCCGUCGGCCGAGUGGAGACUGGAGUCCUGAAGCCAGGCAUGCUGGUGACCUUUGCUCCUGCCAACGUCACCACUGAGGUUAAAUCAGUUGAGAUGCAUCAUGAGGCUCUCCCUGAAGCUGGCCCAGGGGACAACGUAGGAUUCAACGUCAAGAACGUUUCUGUCAAGGACAUCCGUCGAGGCAACGUGGCUGGUGACAGCAAGAACGAUCCACCCAAGGCCACCAAGUCUUUCUAUGCUCAGGUUAUCAUCCUGAACCAUCCUGGUGAGAUCAAGAAUGGCUACGCGCCAGUGCUGGAUUGUCACACUGCUCACAUUGCCUGCAAGUUUGCUGAGAUCAAGGAGAAAUGUGAUCGCCGUUCUGGCAAGAAGCUAGAAGACAACCCCAAGUUUGUCAAGUCUGGUGAUGCCGCCAUGGUUGAACUGGUUCCUAGCAAGCCCAUGUGCGUGGAGGCUUUCCAGGAGUACCCCCCUCUGGGACGUUUUGCUGUGCGUGACAUGAAACAGACAGUGGCUGUCGGUGUUAUCAAAUCUGUCACCAAGGAGGAUAUCAGCGCAGGAAAAGUCACAAAAGCUGCCAUCAAGAAGAAGUGA
Messenger RNA from Candidula unifasciata, 1380 nucleotides. The record is from the annotation of a GenBank genome assembly. Lineage: Eukaryota; Metazoa; Mollusca; Gastropoda; Stylommatophora; Geomitridae.